Adineta ricciae is the source of this 1653-nucleotide messenger RNA. The record is from the annotation of a GenBank genome assembly. Lineage: Eukaryota; Metazoa; Rotifera; Eurotatoria; Adinetida; Adinetidae.
AUGAAAAUGCAUCUCAGUUGGAUUGAUUAUGGAGUUUCAAGUAUAGUUUUAAUUUUAUCUGGCGGUAUUGGUAUUCACUAUGCAUGUAAACGAUCAAAACCAACAUCAACAAAAGAAUAUCUUAUUGCCGAUGGUCAAAUGAAGAUAUUACCAACAGCAAUGAGUCUCUUAGCAAGUUUUACCUCUGCAAUAUCUCUACUUGGUACACCUGUAGAGAUCUACUAUUAUGGAACAAUGUAUGUCUAUUCUAUAUUUGCUUGGUUAAUUGCAACGUUGGUAACAGUGAAAUUUUUUAUACCUAAAUUUCAUUAUGUUGGAAGUGUUAGUAUUUAUGCUUAUUUCGAAAAACGAUUUUCACUAGCAGUUCGGAUUUUGAUCACUUGCGACUAUAUCUUAGUAACAAUUCUUUAUAUAUCUGUGGCUCUUUAUGGACCUUGUUUAGCAGUUAGCCAAGUGACUGGAAUUAACAUUUGGAUGGCACUUGUGACUUGUGGAGUCAUUUGUACGAUUUAUACGAGUAUUGUCUGUUUAAUCGAUAUUGGUGGAUUAUCAAAAGCAUUCGAUAUUCUAAGAGAUGGAAAUCGAAUACAAUUCGCAGUUAUAAAUUUCAAUCCGUCAAUACGUUAUACAAUUUGGAGUAUUCUAAUUGGUCACACAUUUGCUACUAUCGCACAAUAUGCAUGUAUUCAGACUCAAGCGCAAAGAUAUAUGUGUGUUAAAGAUACGAAAGCGGCACAAAAAGUGAUGUGGAAUGCUUAUAUAAUGAAUGUGAUAAUGUACAUGUUUUGCAUAUUCAUUGGAUGUUUACUCUAUGCAAAAUAUAGUCAAUGUGAUCCACUUCGUGCUAAACUUAUUUCACGAUCCGAUCAAAUGUAUCCGUUGUUUAUCAUAGAAACUUUAAGUCGUUUUCCCGGUUUACCAGGACUUUGGAUCGCUUCGAUAUUAAGCGCAACACUAAGCACAUUCUCCAGUGGAGUAAAUAGUCUUACUACGGUCAUUAUUGAAGAUAUUUAUAAGCGAUUAGCAAAAAAACGUUCAACAUCUGCUGAUCGAGAACUCAUCAUCUCUAAAGUCUUGUCAACAGCCAUUGGAUUUUUGAUCAUAUUGGUGACAUUCGUUGUAUCUUACACAAAAAAUAACAUAAUUACAAUUGUUAUACGAAUCAACGGUACAUUUUCAUCUCCGAUUCUUGGUGCUUAUUUACUCGGGUUUUUUUCAUCACGAGUUAAAAGUCGAAGUAUUUUGGCUGCUAUCUGUCUUUGUUUUAUAUUUCAAACCUUCAUACUUGUUGGUUCAAUGAUUACUGUCCCACCGACAGAUCAGCAUGGAGGGCGUUUACCGACAUCCGUUAAUAAAUGCGUACCAUCAGUUAAUGAUACGAUGCCCCUGACAAGAAAUCAACGACUUAGUUUAUUAGAAUCAUUGUUUUCAAUAUCUCCUCUUUGGUUUAAUUUUAAUGGUACAAUUAUGAUGAUUAUAUCUGGAUUAAUCUUUACAUUUAUUUUUGAUUCAAAUGACACGAAGGAAAUCGACCGAUCAUUAUUAGUGUCCCGAAAGAAGAUUGUUUCUUGUCAACAAACUAUGGAACGAUCGGAUACACAUCAUAAUGGUGAAAUUUUAUUGACCGAUGUCGUGAUUGAAGAAGAGAAUUGA